Austrofundulus limnaeus is the source of this 771-nucleotide messenger RNA. RefSeq lists its product as uncharacterized. The record is from RefSeq and is a predicted model, not a curated record. The transcript has 2 exons. The annotation marks the transcript as partial. Lineage: Eukaryota; Metazoa; Chordata; Actinopteri; Cyprinodontiformes; Rivulidae.
AGGACUUGAGGAAACCAGGUCUGGAUGUUUCAGAGGACCUGAGGAGACCAGGUCUAGAUGUUUCAGAGGACCUGAGGAGACCAGGUCUGGAUGUUUCAGAGGACUUGAGGAGACCAGGUCUGGAUGUUUCAGAGGACUUGAGGAGACCAGGUCUGGAUGUUUCAGAGGACUUGAGGAGACCAGGUGUGGAUGUUUCAGAGGACUUGAGGAGACCAGGUCUGGAUGUUUUAGAGGACUUGAGGAGACCAGGUCUGGAUGUUUUAGAGGACUUGAGGAGACCAGGUCUGGAUGUUUCAGAGGACCUGAGGAGACAAGGUCUGGAUGUUUCAGAGGACCUGAGGAGACCGGGUCUGUAUGUUUCAGAGGACCUAAAGAGACCGGGUCUGGAUGUUUCAGAGGACUUGAGGAGACCAGGUCUGGAAGUUUCAGAGGACCUGAGGAGACCAGGUCUGGAUGUUUCAGAGGACCUGAGGAGACCGGGUCUGGAUGUUUCAGAGGACCUGAAGAGACCGGGUCUGUAUGUUUCAGAGGACCUGAAGAGACCGGGUCUGGAUGUUUCAGAGGACUUGAGGAGACCAGGUCUGGAUGUUUCAGAGGACCUGAGGAGACCAGGUCUGGAUGUUUCAGAGGACUUGAGGAGACCAGGUCUGGAUGUUUCAGAGUACUUGAGGAGACCAGGUCUGGAUGUUUCAGAGGACUUGAGGAGACCGGGUCUGGAUAUUUCAUAGGACUUGAGGAGACCGGGUCUGGAUGUUUCAGAGGUCUUGAGGA